GGAGCUAGAUUCGGAAUGCGAUCGCCUUAUGAAAUUUUCACACAAAAGAAAAGAUCAACAAGAACCUUAUUGGCACGCGAACAAAUCGCAAGACUGGCAACAGAAAUUCUCAACGAUCCAGAAGUUUCAUUGGGUUUGGUGAAAAGGUUGGCAGUCUUUACACAAGCAACAGUUACAUCACCAGAAGAUCGUCAUUUACGAGCAAAUGUGGAUGAAAGCGUUCGAGCUUCUGCAAUUUUGUCGCUUUGUGCUGUGUUUAUUGACAUCUUGCCUGGAUAUCGUAUUCGUGCUCUUACAGCUGCUGAACAAUCUGAACGAGUCAAUCAAGAAUUGGCUAGACGUCGUGAAUGGGAACAGGGCAUCGUCAACAUUUAUCGCGACUAUUUGGAAAUGUGUGAACGUAUCUCUCGCAAGGAGGAUAGAUUGUUCAGCGUCACGAUAAAAGCGAUUUGCACUUUAGCAACUAAAGUGACUCAUUUCAACUAUCGAACGAAUUUGUUACGCUCUUUGGUCUCCUGUUUAUCACGCAAGAGGUGGGAUACCGCCUCACAAGAUGCGAAUGAGGCACUGGUUACCGUCUUGAAAGAAGAUCAUCAAGGUGAUGUAAGUCUAGAGAUUGUUCGACUUCUCAAUCGAAUGAUCAAAGAGAGGCAUUUCAACGUCAAUGCUACGGCUUUGGACAUCUUACGACAUCUUCGUCUGAGAGAUGAAUUACCUCAGGGCAAACGAGCCACAAUGACGACUGCAACGAAUGGUACAGAGAAGGAUAAAAUGAACGAUGUGUACAAUAAAAAGCUCAAGUCAAAAGACAUCCGUAAAGGAAAAGGAGAGCAUUUGAGCAAGAAAGAAGCCAAAAGACGAAAAGAGAUGAAAGAGAUCGAAGAAGAAAUGAAAGAAGCCGAAGCUGAAGUUGAUCUGGAAGAAAGAGAGAGACACCAGACGGAAACUCUGAAGCUGCUCUUUGUUCUCUAUUUCUCUGUUAUCAAAGCUCCAAAGAGUACAGAUGCUCUCCUUAUUGCCACUAUGAAAGGUCUUUCACUCUUUGCUCAUCGCAUCAACAUAGACUUCUUCCGCGAUCUAUUAAACGUUUUGCGUGGUCACAUUCAACGCAGCAUGCAGGACGAUGAAGGCACGUCCAACGCAAAUGAAUCUGACGAAGAGAAUCAGGAUGACGGACGUCGUGCAAAUGAGAUUUUGGCAUUGCAUUGCAUCGUCGCUGUACUAGAAUUGCUCAAUGGGCAAGGAGAGGCACUCAAUGUUGAUUUGAGUGAUAUCGUCUCUCAACUUUAUACGAUCAUGAUCCCACUCUGCCUCAACACACAUCUCGAACAACAAGAACAGCAAAAUCUAGCCACCAAAGCACAAGGAGAUGCAAGUCCAUCACAAUUAUUGAUGCGUGCUUUGCAGCUUUCACUAAUCGCUCCUUCGGUGCAUGUUAUCCCUAACGAACGAUUAGCAUCUUUCAUUUCGAGAAUGUGUAUUUGUGCUUUGCAUACUCCACCUCAAACCAGCUUAGCAUUGAUUCAAACUGCACAUUCGAUCGUGCGAAGACAUCCUUCUUUGCAAACUUUAUUG
This is a messenger RNA of Meira miltonrushii, 1575 nucleotides long. Its product is annotated as NOC3p-domain-containing protein. Gene Ontology annotation, biological process: DNA replication initiation. The record is from RefSeq and is a predicted model, not a curated record. Gene Ontology annotation, molecular function: chromatin binding. The annotation marks the transcript as partial. The transcript has a single exon. NCBI's taxonomy places the organism in Eukaryota, Fungi, Basidiomycota, Exobasidiomycetes, Exobasidiales, Brachybasidiaceae. Gene Ontology annotation, cellular component: nucleolus.